Molecule: messenger RNA, 1514 nt
Organism: Neofelis nebulosa (Clouded leopard)
Lineage: Eukaryota; Metazoa; Chordata; Mammalia; Carnivora; Felidae
Product: olfactory receptor 226-like
Exons: 1
Coding region: 249-1205 (318 amino acids)
Biological process (GO): G protein-coupled receptor signaling pathway
Cellular component (GO): membrane
Molecular function (GO): olfactory receptor activity; G protein-coupled receptor activity
Source: RefSeq, a predicted model, not a curated record
CACGCCCAUGAGCAGGUCCCCAGGCCGGGCCCCUGAGACGUUCUCAUGGCACCCAGCACACCACAGCCUUCAUCCAGUCUGCAGCCAGGCAGGGCCGGUGGCCCCAGGGCAGAGCCCACAUCUGCCCGGAUCCCACCCAGUGCCUGAGGGGAGGCCCACCCGUGGGCAGCAGAGCAGGGGCCGUGGCCUCCAGCACCCCACCCACCAGCCAGCCUCUGACUCAUUGCCUCUGCCACCAGGUGCACACCAUGCUCUUCGGGGACAAUCGCUCGGAAGUGACAGAGUUCAUCCUGGUGGGCUUCUCGGGCUCGCUGGGCCUCCACGUGUGCCUGGUGGUGCUGUUCACGCUAGCCUACAUGCUGACCGUCACAGAGAACGUGGUCAUCGUCGCCGUGAUCCGGGUCAGCCCCCAGCUGCACAAGCCCAUGUAUGUCUUCCUCAGCAACCUGUCCUUCCUGGAGGUGUGGUACGUCUCCGUCACCGUGCCCAAGAUGCUGCUCAGCCUCGCAGAGCCCCAGUUCCGACACAUCUCCUUCGCGGGCUGCAUGGCGCAGCUGUAUUUCUUCCUGGCGCUGGCCUGCACCGAGUGCACGCUCCUGGGGGUCAUGGCCUACGACCGCUACGUGGCCAUCUGCAGCCCCCUGCGCUACCCGGCCAUCAUGAGCCCCAGCCUCUGCAGCUCCCUGGCCGCCAGCUCCUGGCUCUCGGGCUUCGCCGUCUCCCUGGGAAAGGUCUUCUUCAUCUCGCGCCUGGGCUACUGUGGCCCCAACGUCAUGAACCACUUCUUCUGCGACGUGUCCCCCCUGCUGAGCCUCGCGUGCUCCGACGUGUCCAUGGCGGAGCUGGUCGACUUCCUCCUGGCUCUGCUCAUCCUGCUGGGGCCGCUGCAGCUCACCAUCUUCUCGUACGCCGCCAUCCUCGGCACCGUGCUGCGCAUCCCGUCCGCCGCCGGCCGCCGCAAGGCCUUCUCCACCUGUGCCUCGCACCUGGCCGUGGUGGUCAUCUUCUACUCCGCCUCCCUCUUCAUCUACGCCCGGCCACGCGCCAUCUACUCCUUUGACCUCAACAAGGUGGUGUCCGUGGUCUACACGGUGCUCACGCCCCUGCUCAACCCCAUCAUCUACUGCCUGCGGAACCAGGAGGUCAAGGAGGCCCUACGCAAGGCAGUGCAGAGGGUGGCCCAGGCCCUGGGUGCCCCGUCCUAGGGGCCUCCCUGGGACCUCGCGCUCCCUCAGACCUGCUCCAGACCUCUGUGUCUCCGGUUUAUCUCCUGAGUGGCUCCAGUGGGGUGAGGGGCUGAAGGCAGAGUCCUUCCUGUCCCUCAUCUGAGUGGUGCCUGCCCAGGACACAGGUUUGGUGACCACCCCAACCUGGCUCACCCCUUCCCAAUGCCUGGAACAGACACCCCGUGUGGAGCCCCCAACCCUGACCCUCUCCGGGUGCCACACAAGGUAUCAUCCCGAGACACUUUACAACUGCUGCAGAGUACCAGUUGCCCCCGCCCCAGGUGGGGA